Molecule: messenger RNA, 1026 nt
Organism: Trichoplax adhaerens
Lineage: Eukaryota; Metazoa; Placozoa; Uniplacotomia; Trichoplacea; Trichoplacidae
Exons: 12
Coding region: 1-1026 (341 amino acids)
Biological process (GO): response to cold
Source: RefSeq, a predicted model, not a curated record
AUGCGUCCAAAGCAUCCAAGGCAAGAUGGAGACAGCUUAGCUUUCGUAUACGUACUGUCUAUAGGAGCGGCGACAAUGUCAGAAUUAGUGGCUGCUUCCAAAUUAAACGAUAACAGGCUUACUUCAAAACGUAGAUUAAAGCAUGUAUUACUAGAAACCUACUUAAAGACAGUAACUUUCCCGUUAGAUUUAACCAAGACCCGAUUAAUAAUUCAAGGUGAAGGAGUUGAUAAAGAUUUAGCCAAAAGGCAAUACCGUGGUAUGGCCAAAACACUAGCUAGUGUGGUUAAAGAAGAAGGAUUUCUAAGUUUGUACAAAGGUGUAACUCCUGGGAUUCUAAGGCAUGUUGUUUACUCCGGCGUCCGCAUGGUCACUUACGAAUACAUACGUGAAAAUAUUUUAGGCAAACGAGAAGAUGGCAUAUAUCCUCUUUGGAAAGCUGUUAUAUCCGGUAUGACUGCUGGUGCUAUAGGCCAGUUCUUAGCUAAUCCAACGGAUGUUAUUAAAAUUCAGAUGCAAAUGGAAGGAAAGAGAAUCCGCGAAGGCAAAACUCCCAGGUAUCGUGGAACGUUCGAUGCAUUCAGCAAGUUAUAUCGGAGCGGUGGUAUUCGCGGUUUGUGGUUGGGAUGGGGCCCGAAUGCUACAAGAGCAUCAUUAGUUACCAUGGGAGAUUUAACUACAUAUGAUACGGUUAAACAUUGGUUAUUACUAAAAACGACAUUGAUCGAUAACUGGGCCCUUCAUUUGAUAUCAAGCGGGUGCUCUAGCUUAGUAGCUGCUGUACUAGCAAUGCCUGUGGAUGUUGUCAAGACCAGGAUAAUGAAUCAAAAUAUAGUCACUCCAAAGGAAGGUCAAGUAAUCUACAGUUCAGUUAUCGAUUGCUUAACCAAGACGGUUAAAAACGAAGGAUUAUCGGCUUUAUAUAAGGGUUUUUUUCCAACAUGGUUACGAAUGUGUCCAUGGUCGCUAACAUUCUGGUUUACUUAUGAAGAGAUACGAAAACUAUGUGGUACUCCAUCCUUUUAG